This is a messenger RNA of Osmia bicornis bicornis, 16044 nucleotides long. RefSeq names its product DNA N6-methyl adenine demethylase-like (gene Tet). Gene Ontology annotation, biological process: positive regulation of transcription by RNA polymerase II; oxidative demethylation. The record is from RefSeq and is a predicted model, not a curated record. NCBI's taxonomy places the organism in Eukaryota, Metazoa, Arthropoda, Insecta, Hymenoptera, Megachilidae. The transcript is spliced from 12 exons. Gene Ontology annotation, cellular component: nucleus. Bases 2563 to 10833 code for a protein of 2756 amino acids. Gene Ontology annotation, molecular function: DNA 5-methylcytosine dioxygenase activity; zinc ion binding; DNA binding.
AAGCCGGAGUAAGUCGGAGAGAGAAAGGGCGCAAGCAAGAGAGAGAGAAGUACGAAUACGAAGUGUGGAAGUGCGAGUGCGUGGAUGUGAGAGUACGUGAGUUUGGAGCAGGAAUAUUUAAAAAAUACGACGCCGGCUUUAGGUGAUUCCACAUCGACGCGCGACAGUUCGUGACCGGUGCACAGGAAUGAACGGAACAGCGAAACGGACACGCUUCUAACGGCUCUCGUACACACGUGUAUGUCCAUUUCGUGAUCGAUUCGGGGGCUAGUGUUGUCGAGAAAAAGGAACGACGUAGUGAUCGGAGUAUAUGUAUACGUACGGUGAUACGAAACGGAGAAACAGUGGGGAAAAAGAGCGAAAGCUCGUAGUGAAAGGAUAUCGAAGGGACACGAUACGAGGAGCAGGAAGAGAGUUACUAAAAACAGUGUCAAACGGUUCACGCGAGCAAAGUUCUUUCGCCUCGUGUCGUUACCACCGGUGAUCGUGGAUGAACGUUCGUCUCUUUGGUGUCCCUGUCGUCGACGUAACGGUGACCGAUCGAAGAAAAAUUUGGAAUGUAACGUCGGUAGGGUAGAAGAACGGCAACAGUAGUGGCAGUAGCUGCGGCAACGACACCGACAGCGACAACAGCAACGGCAACGGCAACGGCAGCGACGGCGACAGGGCGACCGGACGGGUGGAGUGUACAGCAAGAGGGAGAGAGCACGGAGGAUCACUCUCGCUUUCAUUUCGCUCUCCCUCUCUAUCUUUCCUUCUCUCCUCUGUCCCUCUCUCUCUCCCUCUCUUUCUACUUCUUUCUCCCUUGCUUGCGCGGCUGCUGCUGCUGCUGCUACUCGUCGACUACUAGGAGAACGGAGAGGGAAAGAGAAAACAAGAAAGAGAGCGAGAGAGCACCGGAGGAAGAGAAGCAUCAUAAGAAAGACAGAGUUGGAGCGUGUGCCGGUCGAGAAAGAGAGUGUGAGAGAGAGAGAGAGAGAGUGAGAAACAGCUCGUCCAACUGAAGAAACCGAGGAGAAGGAUCGUACAAAUCAAUCGCCUUCUAACAAGCCACAUUAACCUCAAGUGAUUUCUAUUUUCUUACGAAGCGCGAAAGAAGUAAUUAGUGUGUUUAUAUCGACGUAAAGAUAAAAAAAAAAAAUAAAUAAAAAAGCAUAAAAAACAAGAAAAAGAGGAAGAAAAAUAUUCGAAAGAGCUUAGGUUCAGAGGAAGACAAAACAUUAAGAGCUAUAGUAAUCUAAUUAGUGUACAAAGUAUAUCUGAAACAAAAAGAAAAAUAAGAAGAAGAAAAAAAAGAUAAAGUCCGCCAGUGCCAAAUCAAAGGAAAGGUAAACAAAGUAAGACGAUUAUAAUAACAAAAAGUAGGAAGGGAGACACGAAGACAAAAAGGGAAGAAGAGUAUAAAAAAUAUUGCGCGAAGAAAAGGAAAAAGAAGGAUAAAAAAAAACCGUAAACCAAAGAAUCUACCAUUUCUUUUUUCUACUAAUCACUCAGCAAGCUAACGAUAUACACUUGGUAACCAGCGAGGAAGCGAGCGAGCGAGCAAGCCCGCCCAAUCUCUUCGCGAACAGAUUAAUUAAGUGGGAAUAGCCGAACCGGCAAAGUUUUCUAAGCUAUAAGGAAGUUUUAUGUAAUAAGCGAGUAAUAAAGUAAAGUAAGAGUAAAGUUUUCAUUUUUUUAAACAAACGGACGCACCUACUACAGAGAGAGAGAGAGGCAGAAAGAAAGUGAGAGAGCGAGAGAACGAGAGAACGCGAGCGAGUAUCUAAUUAAGGAAGGAGUCCCAUCCAAAGCGAAAGACAGACGGAGAACGCAGGCCGCCCUAUAUAUCCAGAAAAGGGGACUCGCAUAUAAUUACUCCCAGAGAAACCGAUCUACUUCAGUUCGUAGCCUAAACCUGUUGAGUACAAACGACAGAAAUAGAGUUAUAGAGAGAGGUAGAGAAGCCAGUGUGCGAGAACGAGAGAGAGAGAAAGAGAAAGAGAGAGAGAGAGAGAGAGCGAGUAAAAAAGCACGUGAAAGUGAGAAGAUGAACGAGAGAGAGUGAGAGCGAAAGAGGAACGAAGCUCUAAAUUUCGAAAGAAGAAGACAAAAAUUGAGAUAAAAUAAACAAUCACACAAUCGUACACCUACAGCUAUACACACACGUACAAAUCGAAGGAAGAGGAGAGAAACCGAAAGCGGAACGAAACGAAAGAAGAAUUCGAACGCGUUUCUGCAUCAAGGCAUUUACUUGAAGGGAAGAAAACGUUUGGAAGGCAAGAAGGACUCGUCUCGUUCUGCCAGAUGUCAGGGUGUCGAACAGCACGCGUCGAGCAGCGCGGAUAAUCCCGAUAACGAGUAUCCAGUCACGAUCGUAGAGGACGAAGAGAAGUGGCAGUGCAAGUGGAAGGUGGAAGUGGCAACGGACGAAGAGGAAGUGGUGGAAGGUUGGAAGGUUACAAGAUUCGUCGUUAACCGUCGAUCCGUUUAUCCAGAGGACACAUAAGAAAAAAGAAUCGUGAAGGGUAACGCGACCUCCUGCGAGCAGGGGGCUCGAGUCGAGAUGACGUGGCGAGGAAGAUGAGCGCCGAGGUCACGAAGGAGGUCGUCGCCACCGAGAGGGUAGCAGGUAGCCCUCCGGCGGCGGUAGCGACCUCGCCGAGCUCGGUCGGUCCAGGUGAUCCGGCGCGUCACCUACCACCGUUCAGCAGCUUCGCCGGGGACAACGCGAUGGACAGCUCGACGACACUGACUACCCUUCAUCCCCAGGACGUUGGACUGGGACUGACGUCCUCCUGGGACUACUACGAGGGACUGACCGGUCGAUUGAUCGAUUCUCGUGGCGAGGUUGUGCUCGCCAGCCAGUACAGGCCUUGGGAGUCGAAGAACGCAGCCGGUGGAGGUGGACCGCCUGGCGAAGGUCUGCCAAGCUUCGCGAGUCAAUUCACGGCACCGAGCGAAGCCGAGCCCCAAUUGACCGCGCUCACCCCAUUGUCACCAGCCUCGAUAUCGCACUCUCCACCGGUCACCUCCGCUGUCGGUCUGCCGAGUUUCCAUACCCUCGGUACACCGCUUCCAGCGCCCCAUCCUCACAGAGGCAGCGUGGGAUAUCCGUUGGUGCCGGCGCCGGUACAAGCCAGAGAGGUGCCUGCCCUUCAACAGCAGCUACUAGACGAGAGGCAUAUACAAUUGUUAGGCUCCAGUCCCGUACAAGCAUUUCCACCACCGCCGCCUGGUCACCCGCACCACACGGUGCUGACUGUGGUCAAGCCAGAAUACCCGCAAUUGCAUCACGCCAACUUCCAAAACCCUAUGUCCACGGUGUUAGACUCGUCGCCUACCUCCAGGCCGAUCGGCAUCGACGGCAGGAAGAAGGAGCGCAGAAAAAUACGUGCCGGCUCGAUGGAGUCCGAGGACAGCGCCGGGGCUGGCAACGUCGAGAGUUCCGGCCAGGUAGCCGCGGUCUCGUCCACCGCGAACAGGGGACCUCAUCACCUGGGCGGCGGCAUAGCUGACGCCGACGGCGACAGUAGCCUCAGCGACAAGCCGGCCAAGAAGAAGCGCAAAAGGUGCGGCGAGUGCAUCGGCUGCCAACGGAAGGACAACUGCGGGGACUGCGCGCCGUGCCGGAACGACAAGAGCCACCAGAUCUGCAAGAUGAGGCGAUGCGAGAAACUCACCGAGAAAAAGCACCUGUACCAUCUGCAGACGGGCGAGGGUGCGUUCAGGGAGAGGGGCAGGGGACGAGGCAAAGGUGCAACCAGGAGUUAUCGAAAGAUCGCACGGCAAGUCAGCACACCGGACAGCGCACCUGCAGGCUUAGGCAGUCCACAGGCUGGCAUCGGUGGGCUACAACAACAUCAGCAACAACCGCAACAGCAAACGCAACAAACGCUACAUCAGCCGGAUCCCAUGCAGCAGUCCAAGGACAAUCUGAAUCCUGCGGCGAACCAGCAAACCGGUGCACUUAGAAACGGAAAUCCUCCGCCUCCUGUCGUUUCUAUGUCACCCGGAGUGAUGCCGUUCUACGGCGAUUCUGGUGCCGGCUUCCGGCCAGCAGCCGGUUUUGGGAAUACUGUUUGGCACCAGGGAGUUACUCCCGUGGGAACAGUUGCGGUUGAAACGUCAGCAGCACCAUGGCCACCUCAGCAGUUCAUUCAACAAAUUCCUGCUCCGAAUCAGCUCGAAGAGCUGAGGUAUCAUACUCAGUACACCGCUGCCGCUCCAUACCACCCACAACCAGUCGCAUAUCAGCAGCAGACUUUCAUUACUACGGAUCAGUCGGCAUUUCAACGAGCCGGAGCGACAGGACAAUACACAAUCACGGGGCAGCCCUCGCCCUUGCCACCAGUCGCCCCGCAAACGGUACCAUCGACAGCUCAGAGGCCACUAAACGGUCAAUUCAUGGAUCCCGCUGCUACUGCGACCCAAUCAGUUGGUUAUGAAAGGCAGGAUUACGUCAAUGGUUACCAACAACAGGACGUGACGAUGGCACCACCGCCUUCAACCACCCCCACGAGUCGUAGUAGCUCGGUGCACAUGGAUAACCAGCAGCAACAGCAAGCAUCCCAGCAGGCACCGUCGCAACCCCAGCAACAGCAGACCGACACUCAGGUGAAAGGAUUCGCGACGAUCGCAGCCAGCAACGUGUCGGGAAACGAGAUGCCUGGGUAUCCACUUCAACCGGGCCCUCAGAGUUUACACAACUCUAACGGAUAUCCAGGCUACGUGGAAAUGGGUCAGCAACAAGUACAGAACCAAUGGCAGCCCCAGGUGGCUCAACAGCAGUCGCAUCAGCAGCAGCAACAACAGCAACACCAACACAUGCAACGGCAGCAUUCGGUGUCCGAUGCUGGACAACGACACAUAUGGUCCGACACUAGUACCGGUGCAAAGAUGAACAACGUAAGCAACAGUAUGAAUUGGUCGGAUGGAACGUUGCAGCAACAGCAACAACAGCACCAACAACAGAAAUCUCAACAGCAGCAGCAGCAGCAACAAUCGAGUAUGCAGAGUAACAGUAUGAAACAACAAGAACAGCAACAGCAACAGAGCAUGCAGAUGCAGGGGCAACAAGAAUUACCCAGGCCAGCCAGUCACAUGAGCUGGGAAAAUGGUAGCGUGAAGGAGACUCCGCAUACACCGCAAUCGUGGACAGACAAUACAGAUAAUCAACAGCAACAAACUCAGGGAAAUUGGUCUCGACAAAGUCCGAAGCUGAGGGACACGCAGAAUCCAAGAUUGACACCCUCUAGUCAACAACAGCCUCAGCACCAAGGGUGGCUACAGCAUUCUCCGAAGUUGUCGGACCAUCAACAGAAUCCGUCUCACCAGAACGCCAGAAUGACGCCUUCCGGCCAACAACACAGUUGGCAACAGAGUAGUCCAGAGAUGCAGGCACAACAGAACUCUAAUCAAUCGAAUCCGAGGUUAACGCCGCAGCAACAACAACAGCAAACCCAGCAGCAACAGCAGCAACAGUGGUCGCAGCAGACGAAGAUAGAAAAGAAUCCCAGACUCACGCCGUCUAAUCAGAUGUCCUGGCCAGACACGCCAACUAGUCAAUCGAAUUGGUCGCCGAAUAGUAUGAAGAGCGACGGUAGUCAACAACCGCAACAACAAUGGCCAGACUCACAGCCUAGUCCGAGGAGAACGCCCGGUCAUCAACCGGCCGCGUGGCAGCCUCAGCCACAAGAGAACAAAAUGGACAACCAGAUGUCCUGGUCGCCCAGUUCGGUGGCCGAGAAUCAACCUACGUGGGGCCAACAGACAACCAAGCAAGAUAUGCAGAACUCCGGGGAAAGAGUGCUAUGGCAGCAACAAACAACGGACACCAGUAAACCGAACGGGUUCUCGGAUAACCAAGAUGCUCAGGAGAGUAACGUAUUUGCUCAAUCUAAUCGUGUUAAUUUGAACAGUCGACUGAAAUCUAUGAUCCUGAAUAAACAACAACAGCAACAGCAGCAACAGUUGCAACAUCAACACCUUCAACAGCAGCAGCAGCAGCAAGCUCAACAGCAGGCUCAGCAGCAGGCACAGCAGCAGGCUCAACAGCAAGCUCAACAGCAAGCUCAACAGCAAGCUCAACAGCAGGCUGCACAUCAGAUGAGCCAUCAGGAACAACAACAGCAACAACAACAUCACAAUAUGCACCAUCAGAUGCAAUCUCAUCACGUGAAUAGUAAUAGUGGAACGAAUCGGGAUUAUCACAGCGAAGAUCGGAUGCGAGACUCGCACGAAAACUCGGACAAAAUGCAGGAGAAACAACAAAAUGAACAGUAUUUAAGCCAGUCGAACAUGAUCUCGAUGACGCAGUCGAACGAAUCUUUGACCGGUAAUUUUUUAUUGCAUAGCCACCACCCUCGGGCCGAUAGUUUGCCCGACGGUGGUGGCUUAUGGGAGUGGUCAGGUGGAGGAAACAACGGCAGUGUACUGUCUGAGAACGGUAUGACGGUCAUCGAAAGUUUCAUCAAGUUCGGCUCGGAGAACAAAACCGUACUAGAGAAACCCUGUGAGAAACAACAAGAGCAACAUCAAGAACAACAGCAUUUAUGGAAAGAGGAGAUGAAGAGCAACGACAAUCAGACAAUCGACGACAAAUCGUUUCAAAGAAGUUUGUGCUUAGAUCAGACCAACAACGACAAAGUUUUCGAGCAGUGUGAAAACAACGCGGACAACAGCGAGAAGUGCGAGAACAGUCUCGAUUUCCCGGAAACGACACAGGUGUCGUUGAUCAACGAGGAAGACAGACCGUACGUGGAGAGCACCGACAAGACAACGUCCUCGGAGACGAACUGCGAUUCCUCGCAGAUCAUCAAGCAGGAAAACGUCGGCGAAUACGGUUGUUCCAGUUCCGACUGCGUUUCAUCCCCGGCAGCCUCGUCCAAAAGCGAAAGCUGUACAACGAAGGAGAUCAAAAGCGAGCCGGAUCAAAGAUCACAGGAAAACUCCGAUUACAUGUUCCGUGGAGACGGUGGUCCUGCCAAAGUAACAGCAGGCACCGGUUCCUGGUGUUGUCGCAGAGGCGGUACCGAACAACCGACACCAGAACAUCUACGAGACGGUUGUUGUCAAGGUCUGCAAACAAGGGACGAGAUAUUAGCCGACUCAGCCGACAAGUCCGACGUAAAGAACGAAGGUCCACAGAGUCCUAGAAGCGGUAGCGUGCCAUCGGCAACGACUAAAUUGCAAGAUCACUUGGACAAACUGAAGAACAAUGUCAGGACCGAAGUGCCGGACUGCAACUGCUUCCCCGCCGACAAAUGUCCACCAGAACCCGGCUCGUACUACACUCAUCUCGGGGCGGCUGCAAGCCUGCCUGACCUACGGAACGACCUUGAAAGAAGAACCGGCCUUAAGGGAAACGCCAUAAGAUUCGAAAAGGUCAUCUACACUGGAAAGGAGGGAAAGACGACUCAGGGAUGUCCGAUGGCCAAGUGGAUACUCCGACGAUCCGGUCUGGACGAGAAGAUCUUGACCAUAGUGAAACACCGGCAAGGACACAAGUGUCCUACUGCUUGGAUCGUCGUGGCGAUGGUAGCCUGGGAAGGUGUACCAACCCAUGAAGCCGAUCGGAUAUAUUCCCUCCUGAGCCAUAAGUUGAAUCGAUUUGGUCUUCCAACGACCAGAAGAUGUGGAACGAACGAACCGAGAACCUGCGCCUGUCAAGGCCUCGAUCCUGAUACUUGCGGUGCAAGCUUUUCCUUUGGAUGUUCCUGGUCCAUGUAUUAUAAUGGUUGCAAAUACGCCAGAAGUAAAACCGUCCGUAAAUUCCGACUAUCAGUACGAUCAGAGGAGCAAGAAGUCGAAGAAAGAAUGCACGUCCUAGCUACGCUUCUGUCGCCUCUGUAUCUCAGCCUUGCACCGGAAGCAUUCAACAAUCAGACGCAAUUCGAACGGGAAGCGAGCGAGUGCCGUUUAGGAUUCAAACCCGGCCGACCGUUUUCCGGUGUCACGGCUUGCAUUGACUUUUGCGCGCACUCGCAUCGUGAUCUACACAACAUGAACAAUGGAUGUACCGUGGUGGUUACCUUGACGAAACAUCGCACUUUAUCAAAACCUGAAGACGAACAGUUACACGUACUUCCGCUUUACAUCAUGGACACUACGGACGAGUAUGGGUCGAAAGAGGGACAGGACGAAAAGGUUCGGGAUGGAUCUGUAGAAGUAUUAACAAAGUAUCCCUGCGAAGUCAGAGUUCGAUCGGUUCCGCUGCAGCCCUGUAGGCGACAUGGUAAAAAGAGGAAGGAAGACGAACCGGACACGGUGAGCAACAAAAAAGACGGUUCAAAGAAUACAGGGGAGAAAAUGAACGAGCAAGGUCGUGUACCGGGUCACCAAGAGGCAGCGAAACCGCAAAUGAGGGAUGCACAGCUCUCCCUGGAAAUGGCGUCCAUGUUCGAAGGGAUGGACGCGCAGUUGCAGAGCUCUCAGGUAUCCUCUACCGUUCUUGACAGUCCGGUGUCCAUGUAUCAAGGUUGGGGUUAUCAGAACGAACAACAGUGGGGUAGAAACGGUUGGCUCGAUCAACGAAAGAACAACUGGCUGAAUCCAUGGGGAGAGUAUUCCUUCGGUGGUUUGGACAGGGAAGCUAAAGUUGACCCAGAUAGUACCAGUCUGGAUGAUACAAGGCCUAGGAGCGCCGUUUCUCAGGACGACCAUCGGCCAGGCUCACGAAAUUUACCUAAUUCCACCAUAGACUCGCCAAGGAAUUGUUAUCCUCAUUCGCCGAGAACUCAUCCAAUUUCACCAAGGAGUUCUCACGCAGGUACACCCGGGGACGUUUGUUAUUCGAUGUCUCCCAGAGGUUGUCCUCCCACACCACACGAUCAGAAGAUAGCUUCGCCAAGGAGCUCAGGGUAUCCUGACACCGGUUACACCCACGUGCCCACAUCCAGAAAUUAUAACGUGUACGACAACAGGCAGGGUAGUGCAUCUCCAAAGACAGGCUGUACAAAUUUCCCGCCUCAUUUGGAUCAAAGAAGCGCUCUCGGCCGUAACCACCCGCAGCACAUCAACGCUCUUCGACAGAGUUGCGAACAGUCGAAAUUCCCCUUCUCGAAACCUGCGCAUGAUUCUAGUCAGCAAAAGUACCAUAUGACGCAGAACUACUUAGAGGCUCAAAAGUCGCAGACCGAACAGUCGUUCACCGGUAGAAUACAAGGUCACUACCCGUCGCAUCCUGUCCAGUCGGUCAGAAACCAUCCUUAUCAGAAUCAACACGAUUCAAACAUGGACGUGUACCCGGGGCUAUCGGCGGUAUCUCCCUGCAUGGACAACGCUAGUCAUAAAGCAUUCGGUGCUACGAAUCCGGAUCUGUUGCUUCACAGCUCGUCGCAUCUUCCACCGAAUAAUCAGCAAAACGGUGCUCAGAAUUAUAGCCCGGUUGAUCAAAGGAGAUAUAAAACGCAGAAAGUACCGGAACAGAGGAUGCCUGGAGUGAAUCACAUGUCGCCAGCUCCCUCUGAUCAAGCGGGUGGUUGGAACAUGCUCGGCUCCUGGUACCCUGAUCAAUCUAAACCUUACAAUCAACAAAUAAUGUACAACGAUCAAAUUGCUUCCGAGAGAACUCAUCAACAACCUGUAGAUCAUCAGAAAACUCUGAACUGGAACGAUAGAAUACCACAUCCGGAUCAGCCGAAGCCACCCUGUUGGGAAGCACCUCCGGAUCCUUCUCCCUUCCGAGUGCCAAAAGGAAGACCACCUUCGAGGACAGCGUCGAGCCAGAAUCCGAAUGCAGACAAUACAUAUCAAAAUUCUUCCAAUAGGACGUUUCUGAAACCUCAAGAACCGAUGCGAACCGCCGUUUACGCGGACAGUCUGAGCAAUGGAGUGCAAAGUAUAGGAACGAUGCAUCAGAGUAAUCAACGGAAACCAGAAUGGCCGGAGGAGAACAAGAUAAAGGAAGGAUUCCACGAUAACAGACAGAAUGUAGCGAAUCCAAACUCCAACUGUUUCCCAUGGCCAGAAGAAAUGAAGCAAGUGCAAGACUUCCACCCAGUGCCAGCCUUGGGACAUCCUCACGCUUCCUUCCCCCAGUACGGACCAUAUCCAACGUACCCAGUAUUCGAAAAACCUUAUUCUAAUUCGUGGGAAGGUUACAAUUAUCAUCAGACUCCGUAUCAUCCUCAAACACCAGAGUACCCACCACAGUUUUACCAACAACCAAAGAGAGAAGCCUUUGUCCCAUCGCCACAGUAUCCUUAUCAAGGUGUACCUCCCUAUCAGGGUUUAAAUCCUGGUUGGGCCAGGUGGGAGACACCCAGAUGGGACAUUUACGGACCACCACCGUACUUCCCGGUGCUACCAGAACCACCGCCGAAAGCAGAACCACUCGGGGAGGUGGCGGACUACUCGGACAACGAGGAAUGCUUCAAGGACUCGCAGAUGGGAGGAGUGGCGAUAGCGCUGGGUCAUGGUAGCGUACUCUUCGAGUGUGCAAAACACGAGAUGCACUCCACCACGGCCCUGAAGAAACCGAAUCGUCUCAAUCCGACCAGGAUCAGCCUGGUCUUCUAUCAGCACCGUAACCUCAAUAGACCGAGGCACGGUUGGGACGAGUGGGAGGAAAAGAUGCGUCUAAGAAAAUUAGGCGUAACUAGCACCACCGGCACGACCGCCAUCACCACUUCGUCGACCACAUCGCAGUCAUUGUCCACACCAUCGACUCCGACCAGUCCUGCCAGCGCAAUCAACGAAAAAUCCAUACCGCUUCCUUACAUACCUCCUGUUCCAAGCUCUCAGUUCAUGAUGAGAUCACCGACAUACACCACCAUGACUUGGACCACGCUCUUCCCCAUGCAUCCGUGCAUGAUAACCGGCCCGUAUCAAGAAGGAGGAGCCAUUGGAUGAGUAACCGUCGGGGGCUACGGUUCAGAUCGAUGACCAAGAACCGUGCCAAGAGUCGACCGAGCUAUCUCGUCAGGCUGAUGCGCAGACCAUGUUCUCGAUGAACGCGAAACGAAUCGCGAGGAUCAGAGAGAAAAGACGACAGAAACUAUCAAGGGGAUCAAAGACCAAAUGAAAAUAAUCAUAGUAAUAAUAAAGAAAAAAAAAAAAAAAGAAACGACAAACCGUCAUCACGAGGGGCUUUCUAUUCUAAUUAUCAUCAUCGUCCUAGAUGAGUAGAGGUUGUUUACCGACGAAACGAGGAAAACACGUUUGCACUGCCAUUUUUCUAUUUCAUGUUUUUGCGGGGAGUAUAAUAAACGUUACACAGAAACGGGAACGACAGUAACAAAGACGAAUCGAAGAGAGGUGGAAACUGGUUCGCAUGCUGAGAUAUAAACGUCGUACGGGAUUCAAUUCUAAUCGGGGCUUCCCUUUUUAUAUCGAUCUUUUACACGAAUCACAUAAGAUGUUGCGAGCGUACUGACACAAGAGACGAAUGAUCAACGUGGAUUUAUACGAAGAAUGAAGAAGAAGAAGAAGAAGAAGAAGAAAAAGAAGAAGAAGAAGAAGAAGUAGAAGAAGAAUAUAUCCGAUCAGACAGAAACUUUGAUCGAGGAUGGAAACAACAAGUUCAAUGAACUAAAUAUGGAUAGAAUGUUAUGGAAACGAAGGAAGAAUGUAACGCAUCCGAUUGUAUAUUUUUAAACGGUUUCGUGUUUGUUGGUAGAGACGUAUAAUUCGUAUUUAGCUAGUCCAAGCCUAGACGACAGGUUUUUAUCGCGACGUUACACGGAGUGGCAAACAUGUAACGCUAACUUGUACGUUGUACAAAGCUGGAUCACAUUGUAUUUAGAGUGACGCAGAGACACGGUUUUUAUCCGCGCAUUCCUUUUAUUUUUUUUUUUUUUUAAACACGUACCCUUUUUGUCGCAUCCAUCCACCCAAUCGACCAAAUUGUCCGUUCGAUCAACACCAUAGGUUUUACACCCCCAUUCCUCACCCACACCCUCCACCUUUUCAUCCAUCCAACCACCUUUUGAGCAGCGUUAGUUUCGAAUCGAUUCUGUUUUUGUACAGGUCAUCAUGCACAAUCUCGAGACGAGACAACCGCGUUUUUAAAGAAACAAACUAUUGCGGUGGUUCGCCAUAGAUACACGUGACACACACGUACAUAUAUAUUAUAUAUAUAUAUAGACACAAGAAAAUGAUCUCAAGUUUUUUAUGCUAAUUAAUUAAACGAUAAUUAUCGACGUUUGAUUCUUUUUUUCUUCUCUCUCUCUCUCUCUUGCUCUGCUUUUUUUCUUGUACACUACUGUUUCUAUCUACAGCGAGUUAGAAAAUUAUUUGCAAUUUGUAAAAUUAUGCUUGCAAGUUUUUAAAAAUUUGUUGAAAUUAACCCUCGAAUGGUGGUUGCUGGGUGACUCAACGAAGAUGCAGCUCUAAUCAUGCACUCAGAUUUUUAUAUAUUAUCUUUUUUAUAUAAUACGUGAGAGAUUUGUACAUAUUAUCUUAUGUAGUGUAUUUAGAAUACAGUGCACUAAAGGGUUGAUCUAUUUUACGAAUCAGAUACUAUUUAUUUAGAAUCGCAACUUACAAAUUUAUUAUAUAAUUUUUAAAUAAAAAAGAUCCUUGAUUAUCUUAUGCGAAUAAUUCUCUGAUUCACUGUAUUUCGUUUAGUUUUUGUUCGCCUGUUGUACAUGUUGCGCUUGUUAAUUCAUCGUAUUUAUUAUGUUAUUUUGUCACGAUUGCACGUGUUUGCACCCGUAGAUCUAUUUUUACCGUCACGUUAAAAUCCUCUAUACACACGUACAUACAUUACUAAUUAAUUAAUUCUCGUCCUUCGGUUCGAUCGAGUACAAAAACACAAAAUAAUAUUAUCGUAUCGUGAAAGGUACACUUUCAAAGUGGGAUGGUGCCGUCUUCUUCGUCGACUACGUUCUUCCGACUGUCUAUUCCAAUCCCUAUUGUAGAAUUAAUCGACAUUAUGAAGGAUCGAGCCCUCUUUCGAGCCAGGAAGAUAGCUUUUCGUUCGCUAAGGAAAGAGCCAAGCGAGUCUAGAGAAGGAUGGUUUCGAGUCAGAACCAAAAACGCGUCUUUCGAACCGAUCCCUGUUUUUUUGUCAUUGUAAAUAAUCCAGCCAGUAUCAUUUUAUCUUCUGAUAGGACCCAGUGAUUUUUUCUUUUUUAUUAUCGUCAUUCAGGUUGCUCUUCGAUCGUUUGUCGUAGCUCGAUUUGAAAAAUGAAUUGGAAUUAUUAACCCUUUCGGGACAAGGGUAGAAAUGAAAUUAGUUCAAAUAUUUAUUUCAAAAUAUUUCCAUGUCUUACAUGGAACGUUUAAGGUUUAUUUAUACAUAUAUCGAUGGGUCGAAUGCGGGCCGAGAUUGGAAUGAUUGAACUGUGAAUGGAUCGCGAGUGGAUCAAAGUGUAAAAAUGUCUAAAUAUUUUUGCGUUCAUGCUACAAUCAGAGAUUAUGACAAAAUCUUAUUAACUCGUAAUUGGACAGUAUAGUCGUUCCAAAUUUGACUCAUGCUCGAUUCGUCUAGGCGUCUAUAGUACCGAAAGGGUUAAAGAUAUAACGUCGUGCUUUCGAACAAACAAAAGAAGAAGUUCCAUUUGUAAUUGAUUUACGAGGGAAAUAUAGAUACUCUGUUUUUUUAAUUUUUGUUUUAAUUGUUUGCCUUUCGAGGCUUCGAGGCACGACGCUGCCAGCCGGAAGACGAGAACGCGUGCCGGAAGUGCGUUGUGAGGUGUGUCGAUAAAGGACGAAAGGGAUGAAAAUUGUGGUUGCUCGAGAUCGAUGGAUCGAUCGCGGCGCUAGAAAUGAAGGGAGGUGAAAAGACGCGUCCAACCCCUCGCCCAUCGGAGUAUUAAUAAGAAUCAUUAAUAUAUUAUCAUUCAUUAUUAUCAUAACGUAGUUGUAAUAAUAAUUAUUAGCGGCAAACAGUAAUAAUUAGUAAUAUAAUCUAAUUUAAUCUGAUUAUUUAUUGAUUAAGUUCUGACGAGAUGAACGCGUUGUUCGAAUUUUAUUUGCUGCUCUUAUCUUUCCUUUUUCUCUCUUAUCUCUCCUUUCUAAUUUUUUUUAUUUGUUUGUUUCAUUUCGAGCAGGAAGUACCUCUUCUUUGCACUUUCUUCUUUCGCUUUAUUUUGUUUUAUUAUUAUUUGUACAUUCUUUCGAGCACAAUCGCGAUAUCAUCGAUAGCAAAAGCUCGGGCCUUUUUAAACGCUAGUCGUCCCUUCUGUUAUCUCUUUUUAUCGUUCUUCGCUUUAUCGUACGGCGACUUCAAAGUCCCUGAGUUUUAAACAAAGGAAGGAUACAAUCAAGAGUCGACUAAUUGAUCGAUUCGGUUAGAGAUUAUUUUUAACGAUUCGUCGAGCACCGUUCUUCGAUCAAUUCCCCCGAGAACGAAAAUCGAUCUCAACCAGUCAAUUAAAAUUCUCAACGGAGAAGAAUUCAUCCUGGGAAUCAUUGAAUUCAAACUUCUCUAUUUUUGAUCCAUUUUAAGCAACAAAAUAAAUUUCGCCGUUUCUCAACUUCGUCAUCCCUUUCUUUUUUCUCCGCAAGAAAACGUUCCGAUCGCAAUACUCUUCUUAUUUCUUGCGGCCAUUUUACCGGAAGCAUUUGCUCGCGCGACAACAAAUUUCCAUGGUGACUUCCGGUUCGAUUAAACGCACGCCGUGUGCGAACAAACACUUCUGGUAACCAAUUUCACGAUGCUUUCAAGCGCUCCAAUGAUGAUUAAUUAAGAAUUUAAUUAACUUAUUAAUCGAGGUAGAUGAAAUUCAUAAAUUUCUUAUUUUUAAUAUUCUAAAAACUGAAAUUUGGAAAUUAACCAAACACACUGUUAAUUAUAAUAAGGAGCAAUCGUCAGCAUUGAAGGAGCUGUAUUUCUUUCACAAUUCGUACACGUUUCUUUCCUCGAUCGCGGUCUAUAAUACGUUUAGAACACAGAGGCAAGGUUUCUUUUCUCUCGUCGACUUCCGGAAUCGUGCUUGUCAUCAAACUUUGCGUGAGUGAGUGGUGCAUGAGAUACAUAGUUACGGUACAUUCAAACAGGGGUGGAUCCGGUAGCCCUGCUUGAAACUAGAGGGAUGAAAUAACUUUUGUUUUACAAAAUUUAAAAUUUUCACAUUUCACAUGAAAUAUAAAAGGUAUUAAAAUCUAAUAAAAUUAAAGUAUUAAAAUACUAAUUUUUUUAAGGUUUCAUAGUUCUUUGGAUCCGCCACUGUGUCCAGAGUCGCGAGGAUCGUGUCGACCGUACUACCCUCGUUUGAAAUAAAGAUAGAAAAAGGCUCGUUGUCAUCGCUAUUUUCCUUUUUCUUUAUCUAAUACGCGAACGUUGUGUCGCGACGAUGCCAAAAUAGUAUUAAAAAGAGAUAAACAUAGGUAAUUAGAGCGAGUGACGAGAGGUAUCACUCACUAGCUGUUGUACGAAAUGAUAAGAAAGGGGAAAUAACACGCGAGAACGAUGCCGAUUUUUCUGUUUCGAAGAGAGGACACAAAGAAACGGUUCGAAAGAAGGUUUAAAAGAAAUAGAAUGCAAGUUUCGAAUUGUAGGGAUGAUAACGAUGUACGAGUGAAGCGAAAUGAGAGAAGAAGAAAAAAAAUAGAAAGAAAGAGGUUGAAAACUGUAUUUUUUCUUCCAAUGCCAAAAAGAUGCCAUUUUGUUUUGUACGAAAAAAGUUAUGAAAAAUCUACAAAAAAAUAGAAGAUGAGAGAGAGAGAGAGAGAGAAUGUGAGACAAGCAGACGAUGGAGGAAGAGUGUAGGUGUAACGGAAGUGGAAGGUUGGAGCGAAACGAGAGGGUGAACAAAUUUUUUAAAUAGUUUGUAGCGAGCGUAUAUUAGAUGUAAUAACAAUUGAAUACAAAUACAAAAAAGGAACACAAUCAUAUAUACACGUACACACACGCAGAAACACAGAAAACAAAUAUACUUCGAUGUAUAUCUGUCUGGUGAGAAUGGUAAUAUAGUAAAAACACUUGUCCGCCUUAUGAAGCAGAAUUAACAAUAGAUAAUUGAUCGAUAAGAAUCGAGAAGGAAAAGCAAAAGGAGAAUAAAGUAAAGGUAAUAUGAUUAAUUAAUGGUAAAAUAAUUGUAGUUUGCCGUAACGCAGAGUUUUGUGAACGGAAACGAUGGUGGAACGGAAACGUAAAUAAAAAAUUGUAGAGUGUAA